Messenger RNA from Ahaetulla prasina, 1159 nucleotides. RefSeq lists its product as uncharacterized. NCBI's taxonomy places the organism in Eukaryota, Metazoa, Chordata, Lepidosauria, Squamata, Colubridae. The transcript is spliced from 2 exons. Bases 139 to 945 code for a protein of 268 amino acids. The record is from RefSeq and is a predicted model, not a curated record.
CAGCGCCAAAGAUGUAAGUUCAGGGACGCCACUUGCCGGCGGUGUGAAAGGAAGGGGCACCUGGCUCAAGUCUGCCGAGCACCCCAACCUUCCCGCCGAAAAUUCAAAUCGGCCAAUCAGAGCGGCUCUGAGUCAGAGAUGCAAACCCCACAUUCCCGCCGAAAUUUCAAACCAGCCAAUCAGAGCGCGAGAUCGGCGAGGCGACCCGCGAUUGGCCAGGAAAGAAAGAGCGCGAAGUCAAACCGAAUGACUGUUACCAUAGACCACGCAGCUACCCGCAUCGAAGAAAAGAUCUUCACAAACCCGACAAUUGAAGGCGUACCGUGCCGACUGGAAGUAGACACAGGAUCAGCUAUCACAAUCAUGUCCUGGGACACUUUUGUGAAAGCCUUGCCGCACAUCGCAAAGCGCAAGCUACAGAAACAACGGCUCCGGGUGCAGGAUUACCAGGGCAACCGCAUCCCUGUUCGUGGGACAACGACCGUCGAGGUCAAGUACGGGACAUACGAAAAGACCCUGCCCAUCACGUUAGUCGAGGGAACCUUGCCAAGUUUGCUGGGGCUAGACUGGUUCCGGGCGUUGGGAAUGGGGGUGACUGGCGUCCACCGGAGCGGAUGCAACCUGCAAAACGCCCUACUGGAGGAAUUCGCAGACGUAUUCGAGGACCGUUUAGCUGACCGGCGCCAAGAACAAACAGAAAGCGUAAGCAAAGAACCAAACAGAGACUUAUCUGAGUCAGGCGAGGUCCAGCGACACCCUCCGGUCCCUCUAGAGGACAGCAGGUCCGAGCCGGCGAAUAAUCCAGGGCCGGAUGGCCGGGAGGAGGAGCUCAGAGGAACGAAAAGUCCCUCCGGCAAGCUCGACUCAACUCCAGAAAGUGAACUGCGCAGGUCCGGGAGAGUCAGGAGACGCCCCACGUACCUGCAGGACUACGUAGAGAAGUAAUAUGCAAAUAUUGGCAAAGUGCCUUCUGGGAGGGAAGGAGUGUAAUGUAUUACUGUAAGUUUUGGCGGGACUUUUAGGCGGGAAAUAUCUCGUUUCUGAUUGGAUGCAGCCUCAGGCUGAAGUGUAUAUAAGGAGAGGUUUUUCUCCAGAGUUUUGCUGGGUCACACUAUAUUAAAGAGCUGUUGUCACUAACCUGGUCUCCUGCCUCGUCAAU